AUGUCGGGUGAGCUUGAAAUGUAUCCAAGUUUUGAUGAUUCAUCAAUUAUUCAACCUCAUUCUAUCUCAUCAUUACCGGAUACAAGCAAAUAUCGUUUACGUCAUUUAUUAACUCAGAUUGAAAAAGAAUUUGAAAAUGUUUUAAUUGAAAAUGUACAUUUACGAAAAGAGUUAGAUCGAUAUACAUCCACUACAACGCCAUCAGCAUCGAAUUUCAAUAAUAAUAAUCAUCAAAAAGAUAUUGUCAGUCCACAUGCACCUACGAUCUCUGUCGAUGAUCAUCUCAUUAAUGCAUCUAAAAAAUCUGUAAGUAGUGGUUUGCGUGCAUCAAACUUUUUACCAAUGAUACGUAAUCGUGCAAUAUCAAAAUCGAUUGUAAAUACUAUUCGUAAUCAAACAACAAAUGUGAGUCAUUUACAAGAUCUUUUAUAUUCGUCAUCGAAUGAACAUAAAGAUGUUAUUUGGGAUGUACAACUAUCACCUCAUGCACAACAACAGUUUUAUUGCUCAGCAUCAGCCGACUCAACAGCUAUCAUUUGGGCGAGAAAGACAGGUCGUCCACUGAUUCAAUAUACUGGUCAUACUGGUUCAGUAAAUUCCUGUCGAUUUCAUUCAGAUAUUAGUCGAAGUCUGAUAUUGACAUGUUCAGGUGAUCAAGAAUUACACAUAUGGACAUUGGGACAACAAUUUUAUAGUGGUCAAGAUGAACAAACAGGAUUAGAUGAUUCAUAUGAACUUCAAGAUGAAUUACAACCUCCACCAUCUUCAUCAUUCUCAUAUAUUCAUAAAAUUCGAAGUCCAUUGUUAACAUUGAAAUGUGAUGAUGUUAUAUCGUGUGCCGAUUGGUUACAACAAGAUCAAAUUGUUUCAGCUAGUUGGGAUAGAUCAGCCAUUCUUUGGCAGGCCGAUACUGGCACACCAAUUCGUACAUUAUACGGUCAUGAUGGGGAAUUAACACAUGUUUGUUGUCAUCAAUCAAAACCAUUUGUUAUUACUUCUUCACGUGAUGCCACAUUUCGUUUAUGGGAUUGUCGGCAACCUGUUCAUAGUGUUCAAAUAUUUCAUGGUCACAUUAAAACCGUUAAUUGUGCUCUGUUUAUUGGAAAUGAACGUGUUGUAUCAUCAUCCGAUGACGAAUUUGUUCACAUAUGGGAUCAACGAAAUAUUCGCUCAGCACUUGUAUCGAUUGAUUGUAAUUCUCCAUGUAAUCGUUUGUCUUAUGCUCAAGAUAUUAUUGCUGUACCGUUAGAUAAUCGAGAUAUUCGACUUUAUUCAACUCAAGGUGAAAAAUUAUACGCACAACGUAGACAACAUUUACGAGCAGUAGAGUGUACAGCACUCACUAUACAAGCAGAUUAUUCACUAUUGUUAAGUGGAUCAUUAGAUCGAAAUAUAAACGGAUGGAAUAUUAAACGCAUUAUCGAUAAAGUGAAUGAAAAACGACAUCGAGAAAAUAAAACAUCGGCUAUGGCCAAUACUUUUGAUUUGUCUACUACGGAUGCAAAUAAUCCAUCAAAAUCAACUAUUCGUUCACCUACACAAACAAAUGUUAAUACAAGACAGGCAGGAUUUUCAAAAUCAAUCGAUGAAACAACAACAACAACAACAAGCAACGCUGAAAAUCAAAAAAAUAAUAACGGAACAAAAUCGAAAGUAUUUUUAUCACCAACCAAUAUGACAACAGCCUUAACAACAUCAGAUGUGAAAAAAUUAAGAACACCAUUACAAGAUAAAACAACAAAUGGAAAUACAUCAACAUCAACAGAGAAGAAGACGAAUACAACACCGACGAGUUCAACACCCGUAACAGAUAAACAACGAACAACAACAACAAAAGAUAAACCAUGA
Molecule: messenger RNA, 1848 nt
Organism: Didymodactylos carnosus
Lineage: Eukaryota; Metazoa; Rotifera; Eurotatoria; Philodinida; Philodinidae
Source: the annotation of a GenBank genome assembly